AUGAAAAGCUUCAUCAUCAUACUUGCCAACGAAACAACAACCGACGACACCUUCACUCUCACCCUCACCGGAAACGUCGUCCAGUCGACGGUAUGGCUGCCGGCACCGAUAUGGCUGGCCUACGCCAUCUCCACCACAACCUCGCAGAUCUCGCCACUCACCAACAAACCUCCUAUCCCCACGGAAAUCGUCUGUACGGACUCAUACUCGCUGUACGAGUGCAUCGUCAAGCUCGGGACGACGAUGGAGAAGAGGAUUGUGAUCGAUAAAAUGGCUCUUCGAGAAUCUUACGAGAAACGAGAGUUUCACGAGAGAUGA
Messenger RNA from Colletotrichum karsti, 318 nucleotides. RefSeq lists its product as uncharacterized. The record is from RefSeq and is a predicted model, not a curated record. The transcript is spliced from 2 exons. Bases 1 to 318 code for a protein of 105 amino acids. NCBI's taxonomy places the organism in Eukaryota, Fungi, Ascomycota, Sordariomycetes, Glomerellales, Glomerellaceae.